AUGGCUCCUUCUAUCAAUGAGGUCCCCGUCGGCAUCUCGUCCCCCUCCGCUUGCAAAGUAGGCAUCAAUGGCUUUGGCCGUAUAGGCCGCAAUGUCCUCCGCGCAGCCUUAGUCCGCUCCGACAUCCAAGUCGUCGCCAUCAACCACACCUGCGUCACUGUCGAAGACCUCAUCUACCUCAUCCGUUACGACUCCUCUAUGGGCGACCUCGACGAACGAACCGACAUCCAAGCAGUCUCCGACAGCCUCAUCACCAUUGACGGCACUCGCAUUGCCCUGACUUCCGAGCGUGACCUCAAGAAACUCAACUGGGCCACUUUGGGCGUCGACUAUGUCCUCGAAUGCACGGGCAAAUUCACGAAGCGGGACCUGGCUAUGGACCACAUCACCUACGGACAGGCGAAACGCGUGCUCAUCUCCGCGCCUAGCUCGGAUGCGCCUACUUUUGUCUAUGGCGUCAACUCGGACUUGUACACUGCUAGCGAGGAGUGCCGGGUCGUUUCUAAUGCAAGCUGCACUACAAACUGCGUUACGCCGGUGUUGAAGGUCCUUCAUGAGACCUUUGGUAUUACACAGGGCUUUUUGACUACCAUUCACGCGGCCACUCGUUCCCAGCAGGUUCUGGACGGGUAUAGCAAGAAGAACCGUCGUCUGGGACGCGGUGUUUUCAACAAUAUUAUCCCCACCACCACUGGCGCUGCUAAGGCCGUUGCAGCUGUCCUGCCCGAGCUCAAGGGCAAAGUCACCGGGGUGUCGAUUCGUGUCCCGACACCCAAUGUCUCCAUGAUUGACCUGACUGUCAGCACAGACAAGCCUACCUCGCUUUCUGAAAUCAUCUCUGCCUUCCGCAUCGCCUCCAAGUCUAGCAUGGCUGGCGUAUUGAGGGUCACAGAUGAGGAGCUCGUGAGCACCGAUUACAAUGGAAGUCCGUAUAGUGCCGUUAUUGAUGCACCUGCUUGCGCGGAGCUGAACCCUCAGUUCUUCAAGAUCAUGGCUUGGUACGACAACGAGUGGGGAUACUCAACCCGUCUGCUGGACCUGACGACGCACGUGCACGCCCAGGAGACGUCUUGA
This is a messenger RNA of Penicillium atrosanguineum, 1074 nucleotides long. Its product is annotated as type I glyceraldehyde-3-phosphate dehydrogenase. The transcript is spliced from 5 exons. The record is from RefSeq and is a predicted model, not a curated record. NCBI's taxonomy places the organism in Eukaryota, Fungi, Ascomycota, Eurotiomycetes, Eurotiales, Aspergillaceae. The coding region runs from base 1 to 1074 and encodes 357 amino acids. Gene Ontology annotation, biological process: glucose metabolic process. Gene Ontology annotation, molecular function: NADP binding; NAD binding; oxidoreductase activity, acting on the aldehyde or oxo group of donors, NAD or NADP as acceptor.